GUGAGAGAGAGAUAUACUGUAGUGUCCAUACUCUUGAUUCAAUGGAGGCCGCGGCUGGUGUAGCCGCCGCUGGACGUGUCGUUUCGCUGCCGAUGACGUCAUCUCAGCCUCCCCGUAAACAGUGGCGCGUUGUUUCCGAACAGUCGGUUAGGCAUUCCGGCAACGAGGACUUGGAUCGUUCAAAGCUAGGGCAAUUGGAUGAGAGAUUGAUUUACGAGGUACAGCAGGGAAAAGAACCGGCCGAUUUGGACUUCUGUUCGAUAACAAUGGACGGAAGCUUGGACAAUGAUGUAUUGGAACAAAGACUUCACAGCGUGAUGAAACAGAGGGAGGAGGUGCAACUUAUGGAGAUUGACCUUAAAGCUCAGCUCAUUGCGAGGUCAGAAAUUCUGGAGAUGCAAAACACCUAUGAUGCUCAGAUCAAAGAGCAUGCAAAUGCCAAUCUCAAUCUUCAGGGGCAACUACAUGAAAAGGAUAAGACUAUCCAAGAGUUGGAAAGGAAGGUGGAAGAGAAAGAAAGAGAGCUGCAUGCAAUCAGAUUAGCCAAUGAAGCGGCAUGGGCUAAAGAGGAUCUUCUCAGAGAACAAAACAAAGAACUGGCAGCGAUUCGGAGAGAGCGUGAUAACUUGGAAGCUGAAAGAGCCCAGCAACUUAAACAAAUUCAUGAUUUUCAAGAACAUGUUCAGGAAAAGGAGCGGCAGUUCGUGGAGUUGCAGGAACAGCAUAGGGUUGCUCAGGAAACUAUUCUUUUCAAAGAUGAACAAUUAAGGGAGGCCCAAGCUUGGAUUAGCCGUGUUCAGGAGAUGGAUGCCUUGCAAUCAACUGCAAAUCACACAUUACAAGCUGAAUUGCAUGAGCGUACAGAACAAUAUAACCAGCUUUGGCUUGGUUGUCAAAGACAGUUUGCUGAGAUGGAGAGGCUUCACCUGCAUACAAUUCAACAACUCCAGCUUGAAUUGGCUGAUGCAAGAGGAAGAAAUGGAACUUACUCUGAUGACUCUAAGGUUUCCCAAACAAAUUCAAAAGAAGUUUCUCAAUAUGCACAGGGCAAUGGAAGCCGACUGGAGGCUAGUGGAACUGGUGCACCAAAUGAAAAUUUGGGUGGCCUUUCGAAUGGAAAUGCACUUGAUUCUUCAUCCCUUGUUUCACCAGGGAGUGCAUCAACACAGGCCGACCAUGUUUAUGGUGUUCCACUUGCUCCUUCCCUACUUGGGGUGCCUACCUACCUGCCACCUGGACAAGUGACUGCACUGCAUCCAUUUGUUAUGCAUCAGCAAGGGGUUCCUCACACUGUACCAUCACAUGUUGCUCAAUCUCAUGUUGGUCAUUUUCAUUCAGCACCAGCAAUAUCAUCUCUUCAACAUUGGCCGAACCAACAGGCUGUAUCAGAGAGUUCACAAAUGCCACCCUACAACCAAUAUCUUUCAUCACAAACUGAACAGAACUUGUUGAGAUCAGAUACUAAUUAUGAGUAUGAAGUGCCUGUUAAUGGGGAAGCUCUUCGUCCAGACUAUAUGAACAGUCCUAUCAGCCAAGGGCUGGAGCCUGAUUCUGUGGUUCCAUCAUCAAAUGGGGAAGGACAGGCUAUUGGGUCUAUUGAUAAGAGCUACCUGGUAGGAACCCAACCCCAGCAAAGCUUGCAACAGAUUUCUUCCCAGUUUCAUGAUGCUUUAAGAUUGGAUCCUCUUGAACAGCAUAGUGAGACCCAGGAGAACAGCACUUUGGUAAAUCAUGGACGAGAUGCCCAAGGUUUAGCAAUGGAACAGCCCAGUUCUGUCGAUACAUCAUCAUUGGAAGCUCCAAGUCAUCUCGUCAAUUUUAAUGAAACCCCAAUAAACAAUGCCGCUAGUGCAAUUCUGCCUGAAUCAUAUUCAACUAAUGGGCAGAAAAAUACACUUAUGGUUGUAAAGACUGCAGAGAUUACUCUUCUUGAUGAAAGAUCAUUGUUGGCCUGCAUUGUGCGCACUAUUCCACCUGGAUCUGGUGGUAGAAUUAGGAUAAGUUCAACGCUUCCAAAUAGGCUUGGUAAAAUGCUUGCACCUUUACAUUGGCAUGAUUACAAGAAGAAGUACGGAAAGCUUGAUGAGUUUGUUGCCAGUCAUCCUGAAUUAUUUGUGAUUGAAGGGGAUUAUAUUCAGCUGCGAGAAGGUGCACAAGAAAUCAUUGUGGCUACAGCAGCUGUUGCUAAAGUUGCCGCUGCUGCUGCUGCUGUGACAUCUUCUUAUUCGUCACUAUUGCCUUCUGUUGCUGUCACUCCUAUGGCUCAGUCUCACCGACUGAAGAGGAGCCCAUCCUCUGAUUCCAACUCUGGUGUUCCCAGACCUGUCAAUGCUACUGAUAAUGCUUCAGAGCUGUCGGCAAUGCGGAAUCAACAUUCUAAUGGGGUUUCAUUUGUUGGUGGAGGUGUCUCAACUGUAAAAAUUUUGAGCAAACCUAAAGAUCAUAUGGAACUGCAUGGACCUAGGCCUGGCCAGUCAUCUGUACUCUUGAUGGCCGCAAAUGGAGUGAAUUCUGAGAGAUCCGAUUUUGGAACUUCUCAAAGCAAGGGUUUAAUUCCUGGGCAGCAUAGUGCAAAUUUUGUUAGGAAACAGCAGGGCAGGACAAUCGGGACUGCUUCAAGUUCUAAAAGAUAGACACAUUUUGGACCCUUUUCAGACAAUAUUAUAACCAAAUGAAUGUGGACCAAAGUGCGUAUUGGGGGCUGAGAUGACAGGAAGCAAUUGAGGGGGAUCAUUUUCUCUUCAAGUUUCAAUCUCCAUGAUCCUUUGCAUCUUAUAGAAAUCUGACAUGAACUUUUGACCAAUUUCUUUUUUCUUUUUUUUUUUUUGUUUUUUUUAACUCUGUUGGAAGAACUGCAUAUUUGCCUCCGUGUUUUGGCGAUAUCAAAACUGUACAUCCAAUUUCUGGCAGCCAUAUUUAUGUGUGCAGUUUCAUCUUUCUUGCUGAUUCUGAAUUUAUGAAAAAAAAAUAGUGAUUUCUUCAACAGGUGACAGCUUCAAC
Messenger RNA from Ilex paraguariensis (yerba mate), 3000 nucleotides. Lineage: Eukaryota; Viridiplantae; Streptophyta; Magnoliopsida; Aquifoliales; Aquifoliaceae. The record is from the annotation of a GenBank genome assembly.